AGCGCGAGUCACAAUCUGCCCAGGGCGAGGGCAAGACGCAUGCGAGAACCCGGUUAAGGAGGCACGCGCUCCAGUCUCUCACCCAUGCCGAUUUUUAAGCGCGUUUAACGUCGCUUUGCAAAACACAGAAUUACAGAAGUGUUCUUUAAUUUAUAUGCGCGCAGGGGAACGUAAAAAGGGCUGAAUUCAGCAAGAGGCCGAAUCCAUUCACUGCAGCUGUUCUGAAGAGCCACAGAGUAAGUGUGUUGACAAGGACUCCGGGAGAGUGUGUGAAUACUCUCCACGACAAAACAACGACAGGGACGAAGAGGAUACAUUUCAAUCGCAUUUUUUUAUUGUGCUUAUUUUGGAAGAGAAAAUGAAUGCCGGGGAAGAGAACCUGCUGAAGUCCAUCAGCAACGACACUCUACUCGACCUGACGCAGCGUUACGGCCAGUCCGCAUUCGGCUUUGGACCUGGUCAGGUUACUGGAAGUUCUGGAGGGCGCUACCCUCUCACACCGGCCGCCGACUUCCUCCACGGUCAGACGGGCAAGUCCAACGAGAGCGGCGGGGAGCAGACCAGCGAUGACGACGACAGCUUUGACCCUCUGGACCCCCGGAAGAGGGGCUCGGGCUUCGACGAUGACAAACACGGGGGUCCCCUUUCUAAGAAGCCCAAGGAGCAGCGGUCUCUGCGCCUGAGCAUCAAUGCGCGCGAGAGGAGACGGAUGCACGACCUGAACGAUGCACUAGACGGCCUGCGCUCUGUGAUCCCGUAUGCGCACAGCCCGUCGGUGAGGAAACUCUCCAAAAUAGCCACUCUCCUCCUGGCCAAGAACUACAUCCUCAUGCAGGCUCAGGCUCUGGAGGAGAUGAGGCGGCUGGUGGCUUAUCUGAACCAGGGACAGAGCAUCAACUCGCCCAUCCCCACCGCCCUUGCACCCUUUGGACAGGCGGCCGUGUACCCCUUCACGGGCUCGGCACUCGCCACCCACGCCGAUAAAUACUCAGGGACAACUGCAAGUCUCUUCAAGCACCAUAACGACAAGCCUUGAUAUCGUUUCUCUGUAUAUACCUGAACUUCAUCCAAUUGCAUCCAUAUAUCGGUCUCUCUCUCCCACUUUCUAUAGUUAUUUGAAUACGUUGGAAAGGGACUAGGCCUACAGAAUAAAGUCUAAUGCGUAAAUCCUAAACUAUGUUUAAAUAACUGCUGCCAUGUUUCAUCCAGAUUGAACAAAAACAUGAAAAACAACACUGGCCUUUACUAAAGGCUAGAUUAAUGUUGGGGUUGGAGCAAAAAAAUUGCUGUUUAAAAAAUAUGGGAAAAAGUGUUUAUCUUUCCCUAUGCUCUCCUCAGAGUUAAAGGAAUUUGAUGAGUUGUUGUGGCCGUGACUUACCAUGUUUUAAUUGACAGUUUGACAUUUUGUGUGUGGCUAUAAAAACGGUACCCUUGCAAAAGUUAUGAGUGAUCUAAAUUUCUUAUUCUUGUGUACUAUGCAACGUUCAGCAAACCUACGAAAAAUACGGAGAGAGAUGACGAAAAUGCUUUCCAGUGUCCAACUUUUUUUGCAGCACUGUACAUUUUUAAUCAACUUUCCCUGAUUUUAACGGAUGCUAUGUGGGGAAACACUAGUUUAUUAUGUCAUAUAUUUUUGAAAAGAUGUAUUGAGGAUUUUGGUUUUGUUAUUGCACAAUUCACAUGAUUGUAAGCCAUUGUACAACUGUGGAAAACUACUUGAUCAAAGUACUGCUAUGACAUUGGUUUUCAAAACAACAGCCUGAGGAAGCAUUUGGUUGUGUUGCAACAUGAAUUUCAUAUAUUGUUUAUAUGUCUUUAUAAAUAAAACCUAUAUCUAUGCUCCAA
This is a messenger RNA of Salmo salar (Atlantic salmon), 1845 nucleotides long. Its product is annotated as class E basic helix-loop-helix protein 23. The record is from RefSeq and is a predicted model, not a curated record. Gene Ontology annotation, biological process: positive regulation of transcription by RNA polymerase II; axon development; sensory organ development. Lineage: Eukaryota; Metazoa; Chordata; Actinopteri; Salmoniformes; Salmonidae. Gene Ontology annotation, cellular component: nucleus. Gene Ontology annotation, molecular function: E-box binding; DNA-binding transcription factor activity, RNA polymerase II-specific; protein dimerization activity.